AUGAGUGUGAGCCUAUUGAAACCAAUAGUACAUCUAUACUACCCACUCCCACCCCAAGUAAGUUCUGAGAAGCCUAACAGUAGAGGAAACGUGGGCUUCACUUUCCGGGGUGUGCCCAGGGUUGGAGACAAGCCAAGACCGGCGUGGUGCCUGAGCUGGUGGCUGGCGCUGGCUAAGCAGAUAGGCCUGGGAGCGGCCCCAUGUCCUCCCGGCACCCUGGAAGGAUGGGAGAGUUUUGCAUCUCCCCCUGCCUCACGCAGACCCAGGGUGGCCGUGACAGUCACAGCCAGCGCGCUUGCAGGAUUGUGCCACGCGGGGUGGGAGGACGCCGCGGCGAAGGACGUGAUGUCGACUGUUCAUCUGGCGUCCAGGAGAGGGCGCUGCCACGGCUCAGCUGACCUACCAGAGAGAACAGGGUGGCUGGGAGAAGCGAACCGGGCAGACGGUUCCCACCGCAGUUACGGGGGGAGGAUGCUAACUCCGAGACAGAUGGGAGGAAGGAUGGAGCAGGAGACAGCUGCGAGGAUGCAGGGCCACGCCCAGGCACCCAGACCCCUCUCCCUAAGUCUUUCUGCCUCGUCCCCUCUCCCACUCCCCCUCCCAGAGCUGAAAGCAGGGGAGACUCCAAGAAUUCAGUUUGGUGUGUCCUGUCUGAUGCAAGCCUUUGGGGAAAGAAUAUCAGAAAUGCAGGAAACUCGGAAUUUCUUCUGCUUUCUCUGCCUGAAGAGCCAUGAUAAGUUUAUUCACAGAAAUGAGAGAUACACUGAAAUAAAAGCAGCCGAGGGAGACAUGCUAAUCUUGGGUAGAUCUGCAGGGAAUGGCCAUCCUGAGACAUGAGUUUAUCUGAGCCUCUGGAGAACCAAGAAUUGUCUGGAAAUACUGAUCACCUCCUUUUUCAGCUCAGGCCACACAAAGAGACAAUUUGGGCAGAUGAAUGGAGUGUGUUACCCUGGAAGCUAGAAAUCAUUGUGUCCCGACUUCUUGGAAAUGUUCCUUGUCUUCUAUGGACAAGCAAGCUGAGCUUGGACAAAGGCAUCCAAAGAGCUUUCCAAAGCAAUGUGAGGGUUAUCUGUCACUAACUCAUGGCUAGAAGUAAUUUUUCUGAUCUGAUAAGCAGGCAAGAUUCCUUUCGCAAAAUUCCAUGUCUUGAACAACUUGCUCAACUAGAGGAAGACUGUUUCUUGAUGAAGCUUAUACAAGUUGUUGGAACAUUUCGACUGGAAAUAGAUCUGUUCUCUGGCUUUAAAGUGCCGCAGCCUAUUUGGGGCUAUUCACCAAUGGCAAUGGCUCACUCCCUGUGGUGUCAUUACUCUCUGUUUUUAUAUGGUGAGCCUUUUUAAUCAUAUGUUGAACCCCCAUGUAAGUGUCAGAGGGAUUCUUCUUAGAAUGUGUGAACAUGUGUUUUGUAUUCAGUGUUUUCUGUCAUGGAGGGGAUGGAUCCAAAUCAAAGUUUCUUGACAACAAUGAGCAGCUAUUGCUCCUCCACUUUGUCGUCCCCAGGGCGGCCCAGCUUCAACAAGCAGCAUUUCCCUUUGCCAACACAGCUGUGGAACUGGAACCAGCUGGAGACUCAAGAGUGAUCAGCCUUCUCGGACUUAAUUUGGAGGAAUGCCCAAAGGACAUCUGAGUGUGGACUGGGCAUUUUUUCUUGAGGAUGGCUGGGAGAGGAAAGAAAUGGGGCCAGUGGGAAGUAAAAGAGAAGCCAUGAGAUGCUUAUUGAAGUUUUGUGGGACAAGGAGGAAAUAUUCCUUCACCUUUAUUCCAAUGUCCUUUUAUAUCUCCUUAAAUUCUGCUACUUGUUCCCAUGUUAACUCUUGUGUAAGAUUCCUCCUCUAGUAAAAAAGGCUUGCAUGAAAAAAUGAUUCAUAUUCAUAGAGUCGAUUCUGAUGAAAAUAAUCCCUAGAGCCUUGGUGCACUGUGUCCUGAAUUAAAAUGCUUUGUAUGUUCAAGGUUUGGGUUUGUCUGACUCCUGGGAUGUCAUUAAUGGCUUGUGCAUAUUAAGCUAUAUUCCAAAUUCUGCUCUUUUGCUCUGGUAAAUAAAUUAAGAAAUCCAGUUAUGAUACAUCUGGAAGACUUUAAAAAAGGGUGUGUGUGUGUGUGGAUUUUCAUCCAGAUGGGAAGGUUUAAAUGUGAUACUGCUAGAAUUUGGGACCUCUCUUGGCCAUUUUCAAUAGCUGAACUGUAUAAUUGUAUAAUCCUAUGAAGAUCUAACCAGCAAUCCCAAUAGAUGGGGAUAGAUUACAAAAUUUGACAAGAUGUGGAGAGAAAUUCAAUUCAAUUUUUUGCAUGCAGUAUUAUAAAUAAAACCUGGGAGUUUUAAAAUGUGACUUCUUGUCUCAGCUCUGCCCCUAAUUAGGUGUAUGACUUGGGGAAGGUGCGUUAACUUCUCUGGGCCUAGUUUCCUUACCUGUAAAUGAAGAGGUUGGACUUGCUUGAUGAUCCCCAAUGUCCCUUUGAGUUCAACCUACCCCAAGUAAAAUCCUUAAUUCUUUCCGUUUCCUUUUGUCCAUCAGCCUCCACACUCCCUUCUCAUUUCCUAGUCCUCAUUCCAAUUGGUUCCUUGAUCCCAGCUUCUCUACUGGCUAGCUGUGUGAACUUAGGCAAGAUGUUUAACCUUGCUGAGCCAAAGUUCUCUUCUCUGGAAAGAAAGGUGGGUAGGGAGUAAUAAUAUUGUUUGUUUCAUAAAGUCAUUGUGAGGAUCCGAGAACUUAUACAUGCAAAGUGUUUGGCUGGGAAUAAUACAUAAAUGAAUGUGAGCCAAGAUUUGUGAUUUUCCUUGGGCUGAUUUUAUGUGUUUGAGUAUAGCUGAUGCACUUUAUUUAUGGUUAACAGCAUUAGAGUAGCAGUCAUCAUUAUCAAGAGUGGAUUCCAUUGAUUGAAGAAAUAAAAUGAUCAGAUUAUUGCCCCCUUUCUCUUGUCCAGUCUCCCACUCCGUUUAUGACUCUUCCACUUCCUCAUAUGGAAACACAGAGUGAAUCACAAGGGGCUCGUCUCAAUUUGGAGACCCUGAAAGCAAGAUCCAAGCACAUGUCUGCUUUUGAUGCUUGUGGGUUAAACUAAAGAUUGGAACUAUCAACAUUAAGCUAGAGUCAGGAAAAUAUAUAUAUAUAUUUAUAUAUAUGUAUAUUCCAAGUGAAACCCUAGAAAGAAAUAACCUUAUGGGGUAAUAGAGUUUUAGAGAAAUAUACUUAUUUUUUUAACUUCUAAUUAUAUACAGUAAAAUGCCCAGCCCUUAAGUGUACAGUUGUAGGAGUUUUGACAGAUGCAUACACUGUGUACACGAUGCCCGAAUCACGAUAUAGAACAUUAACGCUAGAAAGUUCCCUCAUGCCGCUUUCCAGUCAAUUGCCCUCCUCUGCCCAAGGAAACUAUUAUUUCAAUUCUUGCCCCUAUGGAUUAGUUUUGUCUGUUCUUGCACAUCAUAUAAAUGGAAUCAUACAUAUGCUCUCUUUUGUGUCGGGCUUCUUUCUCUCAGUGUAAUGCAUAAGAAAUGAAUUCUUGUUGCAUGUAUCAGUAGCUCAUUCCUCUUCAGUGCUAAGGAGUUAAUAUUCCACUACAUGAAUAUGCUGCAAUUUCUUUAUUCAUUUUCUG
Choloepus didactylus (southern two-toed sloth) is the source of this 3591-nucleotide messenger RNA. RefSeq lists its product as uncharacterized. The record is from RefSeq and is a predicted model, not a curated record. The transcript is spliced from 3 exons. The coding region runs from base 1 to 837 and encodes 278 amino acids. Lineage: Eukaryota; Metazoa; Chordata; Mammalia; Pilosa; Megalonychidae.